AUGCUUUUAAUUUAUGUCGUUUGUCCACUAACGGCACUGCCUUCAAUAAUCGACUACUACCAUAAAUAUGAACACAGGCAAUAUUUUAUAAGCCCGACGCCUUUCACUGCGGUCUCCCAGCUUCUGGGUAUCAACCGUGACUAUUCAUCAAAUGCUACCACCCACUCAACCUCAAACCUCGCGCUCGAAGCUUCCCGCUGCCGGGACAAGAUCGUCGGCCUCAACGCCGCUAUUACGAUCGGCGAAUGGCGUCUCGAAACUAUCCAAGCAUACGUCCAUCUUGGCAUGACCAUCUACGAGACUAGAAGGUUCUUGAAAGGCGUUCUAGAAGUCUCCGGUGGAAAGCAAAAUGGAGACGAAUACUGGGGAGUGAGGAGUUUGGGUGACAUAGAUGGAAGUGGAGGCAGUUCAAGCGGAGGCUAUGGAACUACCACUCCUACCUCUGGAUCUUCUAAACGCCACUCAACAAAGUGCCCUCGAACAUUAACUCAAUCGGGCUCUGCCCUCAAGUUCUCAAACAUAAAUGUCCCACCGGACAUAGCUAUUCGCAGUUUUGUUCGCAUUCAUGAAAUACCGAACUUGGUAGGGGAAAUCAUCAUUAGAAGAAAGAAGCAAUAUGUGCUGAUGCAACAGAGUGCCAACACACCAGAUUCAGUACCACCAGUACUAUUUCUAGGACGCAUCCGUUUAACGUCUCAAUUGAGCUUGAUGAAACUUCGAGAAGAUUAUGCCAUUCAUGCUCAAUGUUCCUUGAGUGAAAUUAAUUCGUACCCCACUGCGGUGCAUGCAACAUGGGUCCGUCUCGCACGUAUGAGCCGAUUUUUGUUGUUCGUAUCACGACAUAUUUCAAUAACUUCUUCCACGGUAAUGCCGCAGGAGGUUGCACUUUUGCCAAUACUGCAUAACAGUUUUUUUUUUGGAAAGGGCGUCCAUUCGUGUGAUAUUUGCGCCGGCAAGACCGAGUCCCUCACCGGAAUUAUUUUCCUUUGGCUCGCAUCUCGAACCAGGCCUGUUGUGGCUUACCGGGACUACCCCCUCGAGAAAGUUCACCGGUUGUUAGCCCUCCGCAUAGGGCUGACAAGGGAGGUUACAGCUGACCCUUCGUGGGGGCUGACGUUACGAAUUGCAGCCUCCUACAUGCGGAAUUUUAGAUGUUUGGACCAAGCCAGACCAGAUCUUGAAAUUUCUGACCGAACCUUGAGCGAUCUCGCGCCAGAGGCCUUGGAGAGGCCUUGGAGAUUGGGACUCUUCGCAGUUUCUCAUCCACAUUCGCAUAUUAUUAGCGAGGCAGUCAAGCCAUCGAUCACCUUCCUACUGCUUCGCUUCCUCGCUCUGACUGACAUUCUAACAUUGUUAUUGGCUAAGCAGUCAAGCCACCGGCUGCGUCCCAACGUCUCUCCAGCGCUAGAAAUUGCAGUGUUUACCCAUUCUGUCAAGCCACCGGCUGCUACAGUCAAACCCCGCCAAGCCGAUAGGAAUCCAGCCACGUCAAUUCAAUCGCCUUACUGA
Messenger RNA from Lindgomyces ingoldianus, 1509 nucleotides. RefSeq lists its product as uncharacterized. The coding region runs from base 1 to 1509 and encodes 502 amino acids. The transcript is spliced from 15 exons. The record is from RefSeq and is a predicted model, not a curated record. NCBI's taxonomy places the organism in Eukaryota, Fungi, Ascomycota, Dothideomycetes, Pleosporales, Lindgomycetaceae.